Molecule: messenger RNA, 3258 nt
Organism: Cuscuta epithymum
Lineage: Eukaryota; Viridiplantae; Streptophyta; Magnoliopsida; Solanales; Convolvulaceae
Source: the annotation of a GenBank genome assembly
CUAGCAUUUUACAUCAUUUUCACGUCCCCAGUAUUCUACCUCCUUUUCUCCGGGGAGGGGCCCAAUCCUCUAACCAGCCAUCACCAUGCCCAGACUCCCUCCCUCGCCCCCUCUCUCUCAUAGCUCUGCUACUAACCCUUUUCCCAUGUCCACCGCUUCUCCAACAGGUAAAAAACUCUCUCUCUACAAUCUUAUCUCUCUGCUAUCUGCCAACCCUUUAGUCUAAACGUAAAGCAAAAGCUUCUCCUUGAACCAUCACCACCGGGCGUCUGAAUUGGAAUCCUUAUCAACAUCUAGCAUUUUCUUUCCCUAAAAGACAGUUCUUUUCUGUUUCAGGCUGCUGAACGCUGCAUUCUUGUGGCGAUUCAUAGAGGGGCUAGACGUGAGCAAACUCCAGCAAGUGUCAAGGGAUUUUCCAACUCGAGCCUCUUAAUUUCUUGACUUUGGUCUCUGAUUUGUCGCAGAUCUUCGAGAUUUUUCGUCUUUAAGGAAUGUCCUCGGGUUUUCCGAGGACCUAGACUUUCUUUCCCCAGCUUAUAUGAUUUCGGCACCAAUUCCUGUUGGCCCUUAGCAUCUGGAAAUCAUCUGGCGAAAAGCUGUAUAUAUGGGCGUUUCGCCUCUUUAUAGCUAUGGCGAGUGAAGAUAUGUAGCUCUUAAGGAGUAGGGAACCCAGGUAGUUUAGAACUUUUUUUGCCAGUUGAGGGUUCGUGAAACGGCAGCGAUCUCUCAGGUUUUAGGGUUUCUCUGAACUUAUGACUAUAUAGGGUUCGGACUUAGUUUGCUCAAGAAUGGCUGAAGAUAAAUGUUUUGUUGAAUGGAAGGAACUGUUUGUUUCAAAAGAGAGAGGCAAUCGUGUGGUUCAUUACUUCUUGAAGGAUAGUUCAGGGGAAUCCGUGCUUGCAAUUAUUGGCACCGAGAGAAGUGUCCGCCACAUGUUCUAUGUUGUUUCGGAAGAGUUCUUGAAACUAUACGGUGCUGAGACUUCAGUUCACACUGGUUUCAGAUGGAGAUCGCGGAGAGAGGUUGUGAAUUGGCUCACAUCUAUGCUAUCCAAGCAAAAUAGGCAAAGUUAUUACCGCUCAAAAGUGUCUAAAGAUGGUCCUGUAUCCAGAGUCAAUUUUGAACAAAAUGAGAUGGCAGAUAAGGUCCGUCUUGCUAGGAACUUGAAUGGUCCUUGUCCUGAUAUAGUAUGGUCAGGAGAACCAUGGACAUGCGGUAAACAGCUAAAGCAUUAUCCAGGAUUUUGCAGGAAUGGGAUUGCAAUAGCUAUACACUCAUUUGUCUUUGUGAUGGCCGAAAAAGAGAACCGCUACCUGGCAUAUCUGGAGGAUAUGUAUGAGGAUAGUAAGGGUCAGAAAAAGGUUAAAGUAAGAUGGUUUCACUUCAAUCGGGAAGUCAUAGGCGUUGUCGCCUUGCGAAAUCUAAAUCCAAGAGAAGUUUUUAUAACACCAUGUGCUCAAGUCAUCAGUGCAGAGUGUGUUGAUGGUCCUGCCAUUGUAUUGACUAGGGCACAUUAUCAUAAAUGUGCAGCAGUUUUUCCAAGUGACUUGCUCUCAAGACUACACUUUUGCUGUAGGCAGUUCAAGAACAACAGAGUGAAGCCUUUUGAGCUGGCUAAAAUGCGUGGCUAUUUUAAUCAACCGAUUUUCUCAUGUUUCAGUGCUGAUUUUUUUGAAGAUGAAGAGUUUGCUGCAGGAGAUGAAAUAAAAGUUGGAUCUAAAAGGCCUAGAAAUUAUGAAGAGCAUGAGAUUAAGACAUUUGAAAAAUCAUAUCCAAAGAUGAAAAAUAGUUUUUUUAGUGGUAGGGGGUUGAACUCCCACAAACACCUUGAAGGCCAGCGUUGGCAUAUGUUAAACAUUAAGGCUGGUGAAAAGAUUGAAUUUCUAUGCCAAGAUAGCGGAAUGAGAGGCUGCUGGUUUCGGUGCACUGUCCUGGAGAUAUCCAGAAGACAAUUAAAAAUCCGAUAUGAUGACAUAAAGGAUGUUGAUGGUUGUGGUUACCUCGAGGAGUGGGUCCCUGCAUUUAAAGUAGCCAGACCAGAUAGACAUGGAAUACGAAAUUCGUUCCGUCCAACCAUCAGACCAGCACAACCUUGUGGAGAACAAGGCGACCUUAGCUUUGAGGUUGGAGUUGCAGUUGAUGCUUGGUGGAGUGAUGGCUGGUGGGAAGGCAUUGUGACUAAAGACACUUACAAUGGGGCCAAAGGCUAUCAAGUUUAUAUUCCUGGAGAGAGCCUAUUCUUGACUGCACACAGUAAGAACAUAAGAAUUUCAAAGGACUGGGUGGGAGAUCAUUGGGUUGAUAUCGAGAUACCAAAUCCUGAUAUUGUCUCAACAAUUACUGCUAUUGCCAACCAAGAGACCAAGCCCUCCGAGCCUUCUCUUAUUUCUAAUGAUAAGGAAGCCAAUCAUACCAGUUCUCCUACUUUAUUGGACCAAACAUCUAAUGAUAAGGAAGCCAAUCAUACCAGUUCUCCUACUUUAUUGGACCAAACAGUCACCUCAAGUGGGCUAAGCAUAAAUGAUGAGGAAGAUGAACCUGAUUUUGAAGAAAUGAAACAAAAACCAAGUGAUCGUGCUUUAAAGCAACAAGGAGAUGUUUUGUCAGAAACAAUACCAAAUGAUGUCAUUUCAGAAGAUUUCCAUGUGGUCAAAAGCUACGAACAAGAAACUGUAGAUGACAAAAGCAGAGAGGGGUUUGACAAACUUCAUAGUGAUGAUAUGGUUGAUGAUGUUUGUACACCAAUAGGCACUAACGGGUAAAAGAUAGUCUUGACCACGAAGAUAAAAUAGCUGAAUACGGAAAUGUGGUCAAAGAAACAAAGCCGAGGGAACCAAUAACCCAGUGCUUGCGUCAUCUUUGGACCCCAUCAUCAGUGUUCAGUUUGUAUAUAGAGACUAGAGAGAAUGAGAAUGCAGAAGUCUGCACCUCUUUUUUUUUUUUUUUUUUUUUUUUUUUUUUUUUUUUAACUUGAAGAGUCACUAGCCCAUUUAGUUGUAUAGCAAUUUAUCUAGAACUUGAUUGUUAGGAAUAUGAAAAACCCAAGACCGUUACAGCCCUUCAUGGUAAAUGACUAGUUGUCCAUGUAACCCUUGUAACAUGCAGUGGCCUGCUGCUGUUGUUUUACUAUGUAGUAAAAUGUCUGAACAUUUAUAUAUUACUAGCUAGUAGUGGAGUUGUUGCAGGUUCAUCUUGCAGUUAUGUGCCAAUCUAGAUUUGAGUACAUUGCUCAAAAUUGACUAUAAUUCAUGUGCCUGC